ACUAUGAAUUCAGCCACCCUCUUCUCCAUUCUUCAGUUUAAUGGAGGCUCCGAAAUCCUCCGUGCGCCCCUCUUCCGGCCCUCUCCUCUCGCUCUCCGCCUUCGUCAAUCGGCACUCCGCGCGUUUCGGUGCCGAGCUCUCUAGCCGAUUGGAUGAAGCCCAGCGUUUUUGCUCUAAACUAGCUUCCAACUUCCCCGUUCUACCACCAUCGCCAAAGGUUGUAAGAAGCCAUUUGCAGUCGGCGCAUUCGUCUUUACCAUUCGCUUCAGUGUCUCAGAAACCCAGAGAAGGUAAUGAAAUGAGCUCCGAACGUGUUUCUAAAGCGCUGCUAGGAACUUCAGUGUACACCGUCAGCAACGCCAACAAUGAGUUCGUGCUCAUUUCCGACCCCAAUAGCACUAAAUCCAUUGGAUUGCUUUGCUUUCGCGAAGAGGAUGCAGAUGCAUUUCUAUCUCAGGUGCGGUCCCGGAGGGGGGAAGUUAAAGGCUCGGUCAAGGUCGUACCUAUUACUCUUGAUCAGGUCUAUAUGUUGAAUGUUGAAGGAAUUGCAUUUCGGUUUCUCCCUGAUCCUGUUCAGAUAAAGAAUGCUUUAGAGCUAAAACCUAAAAGUUCUACAAGCGGAUUUGAUGGAGUCCCUGUUUUUCAGUCAGACCUCCUCGUUGUGAAAAAGAAAAGAAGGCGCUACUUGCCCAUAUUCUUCAGGAAGGAAGAUAUAGAGAAAGAAUUGUCAACUGUCGCCCGGGCAUCAAAAGGAGGAUACAGUGCUUCCCAACACAUACUGGUUGGGAGCCUGGAAGAUGUAUUGAUAAAAAUGCAGAAAAGCGAAAAGAACUCGGGUUGGGAAGAUCUAAUUUUUGUUCCACCUGGUAAAAGCCAUUUACAGCAUAUACAAGACAUAGCAAAGUCAUAGUGCCUUUGGCGUAUGAGGUAGUCCAGAAGCUGUUAUAUUGUGUGAUCAAGGCCUAUAUAGUAUGAAGAGCAAAUGUGGACAGUUUCCAACUGGAAGGAUAGUGUACUAGUGAAGGUUGCUUCAAUCCUUCCCCUAGCUCUCACUAAUUUAAGAUGAUUCAUAUGUGCCUAUAAUUAAUUCCUUUAUCUUUUGGGCAAUCCCAGACAAGCCAAUAAUGGUACAGUAUGGUUUAGGAUUUACGAAACAGAGAAAUGUAAAUGAUAAGUUGCUUCAAUCCUUCCCCUAGCUCUCACUAAUUAAAAUGAUUCAUAUGUGCC
Molecule: messenger RNA, 1227 nt
Organism: Cuscuta europaea
Lineage: Eukaryota; Viridiplantae; Streptophyta; Magnoliopsida; Solanales; Convolvulaceae
Source: the annotation of a GenBank genome assembly